AUGGGGGCCUCCGAUGAGGAUGUUGCCAAAGCUGACAAGGGAAGGGGCAACAUGGAUAUGGGCACUGAGGGAGCCAUCGACGACGGUAAUACUGAUACUAAAACCCUGGAUUUUGUUGACUUGGACUCGGUUGACAAUAUGAAGAUGGCGAAAGAUGUGAAUGACUCUAUUCCUAUGAUGGGCCUUGAAACUGGAAUUGAUUGUUCCCUUGUUGAGGAUGUGCCCAAGGUGGUGGAGGUGUUUGUGGAUGAGAAGGCUAUUGAGUUUCCCCAGGGGGCCCUUCCAUGGAACAAAUGGAAAAGUUGUGCUCCGAUCUUGAUGCUCACCCUCUCUCUAUUGAGAGAACGAAUUGGAGACUCAAAGGAAGAGAAAUGGGAGGCCAGUUGGGAAGCUAUGAACUGGGCGAAGUCUUCCCAGACAGGAUUUAUUAAAGGAAGAUAUAUCCUGGAAAACCUUAUAACCAGUUGGGAAGCUAUGAACUGGGCGAAGUCUUCCAAUCAGGAUGCUGUGAUACUUCUCGUAGAUUUCGAGAAAGCGUAUGAUAGAAUAGAAUGGAGCUUUAUUGACAUUAUGCUUAUGGCUUUUGGUUUCCCUGUCCUGUUCCGCAAUUUUAUCAAGAUUCUACUAAAAGAUGCUAUGGCUCAAAUUGAUAUAAAUGGGUCUCUCUCUGAUCCCUUCUCCCUGACCAGAUCUAUAAGACAGGGCUGUCCACUUGCCCCUGCUCUCUUUGUGAUUGCCUCUGAAGCUUUAUCUUUCAUCAUCACUGACAAUACUCUCUCCCCGGCUGUCAAAGGUAUCACAUUGCCCAACAAUGAAGAGCUGAACAUAUGUCAAUUCGCUGAUGAUACCAGUUUAUUUGUUAAAUUGGAAGAUUUAAACUUUUGUCACCUUAAAAAAAAACUUGAUCUCUUCUGCUCAAUCUCCGGAGCUAAACUGUCUCAGGCCAAGUGUAUCUGUCUUGGCUGGGUCGAACAUCCUCCGGAUUGGUUUAUGCAUUAUGGUUUUCUGUGGGGAGGCCCCAACAAUAUAGUCUGUUACCUGGGUAUCCCCGUUGCUGUUGAACCUUCGCUUAAGGACAUGUGGCUCUCGAUCAAGUCAAAAAUCACAAAAAAACUCAAUAGCUGGUACAACAAAACUCUGUCGCUCGCUGGUAGACUCCAAGUUUGUCAAAAAAUUCUAUCAUCUUAUAACAUUUACUAUGCCUCGGCAUGGAUGUUUAACAAUUACCAAAUUGUGGAAAUUCAGAAGGCCAUUAGGAACUUCCUAUGGUCUGAUGGUAAAGGCAACAAAAAACUUCACGCGGUAAAAUGGGAUUGGUGCAGAACUGAUAAAAUUUUUGGGGGAUUAGGUCUGAAGGACCUCAAACUCCAAGGCAUCGCUCUGGCCACCAAAUGGGUCUCUCACUAUGUUGAUGGUGAAGAACCAUGGAAGGUGCUUAUCCGAAACAAUAUUUUAAGAGGCUACCCCAAGAAGGCUAAAUCUUGGAAAAAUCUCCCAUUUGCUGAUAUUUUAUUCGGUAAAUUUACCUCUAUUGUACAUGGAUCUGCUAUUUUUAAAACCAUAUGGAAAGCUUGGGAGGAUUCGAGACAUUAUAUUACGGAUAACCUCUUCUACACAGGUAACCUUCUUCAUGGUGAGAGGUCCAUCUGGUGGAAUCUGUUUCUCCAGGGGAAGCUGCUUGCCCUGACUCAAGGAUGCUCGGCUAAAAUUUGGAAUAGAUUAGGUAUUUCCACCUUCAUCGAUUUAUUUGAGAAUGACUGUCUGAUUAAGUGGGAUGAAUUAAGAAUCAAGUACAAUCUUCCUGCUGCUCAUAAAAAAACAUAUAACAUGAUUACUAGAGCUUGCACCAAUAUACCUUCAAUAUGUCUCAUAGACUCGCAUAGAUUUAUAAACAGUAAAUGGCCGGAUGGAACUGUGCUGUGGAAAACAAAAGCUAAAAAUGUGUACAAUACCAUGAAUAACAAUCAGGAGAUUAUUAAGCAUGUCAAUACUUGCUGGUAUACCUCACUGGAUACGAAGCAAUGGAAUAAAAUUUUUUAUCGAAACUGGAAAUCCUACAUCGAUCCCAAGAUCAAAUGUUUUAAAUGGCUUAUUUUGAUCAAUAGGCUUCCUAUCAGCAGUUACUUGGUCCCUAAUGAUCUCUGUAAGCUUUGUAACAGACAGGAAUCUUACAGGCAUAUUUUCUUUGAAUGUAAAUUUGCUCAGAAGGUGUGGGCUCUGUGUGGAGUAACUUAUCCCAAGUACAUUGAUAUUUUAGAAAUACUGACUGGAUAUAUUCAUGGUCUCAAAAAUGAUUCUAAUAUUUUAUGGUUUAUUAUCUCGUCUAACAUCUUGUGGCAAUUAUGGAAGUGCAAGAAUGAAGAAAGGUUUCAAGGCGUGCAUAGAUCUCUUACUGAGUUAUUCUUAAAACUCACCCUUUUGAAAAUUUCUUCGCAGUAUUGGGUCAUGGCUAGGAAAGCCAAGGGAGCUGCUCGUGUUGGUGGUUACAAUAGAGGCAGAGGUGGGGGAUGUGGUCAUGGUUCAGGCCGCCAUAGUCCUUCGCCACCACCCACUAAUGCGAGUGUGGAUCAGGAUUAG
This is a messenger RNA of Cryptomeria japonica (Japanese cedar), 2577 nucleotides long. RefSeq lists its product as uncharacterized. The record is from RefSeq and is a predicted model, not a curated record. The transcript has 4 exons. The coding region runs from base 1 to 2577 and encodes 858 amino acids. NCBI's taxonomy places the organism in Eukaryota, Viridiplantae, Streptophyta, Pinopsida, Cupressales, Cupressaceae.